This is a messenger RNA of Penicillium odoratum, 333 nucleotides long. RefSeq lists its product as uncharacterized. NCBI's taxonomy places the organism in Eukaryota, Fungi, Ascomycota, Eurotiomycetes, Eurotiales, Aspergillaceae. The transcript has a single exon. The record is from RefSeq and is a predicted model, not a curated record. Bases 1 to 333 code for a protein of 110 amino acids.
AUGCAAUUCAAGUCUCUUCUCCCUUCCAUUCUCUUGGCCAGCUACGGAUCUCUGGCAGCCGCCGACUCGUUCUACGCCUACACCUGUGAUGGCUGUGGCUGCAACGCCUUCCAAGGCCUGGGAGCCAGCAUCGAGGGGACUUGCACCAACCUGAACAGCGGUGCUGCUUCGUUUGGUAUUAGUACCGGCGAGGAUAGCGGCACCUAUUGCACCUUGUUCACUGGAAAGGACUGCAGCGGUUCGUCGCAGAAUGUUGGUCAUCACAAGGGUAAAGACUGGGGUUGCACCAACUCGAACAUUGGAUGGGUGUACUCGGUCCUUUGCUUCAAAUAA